UGGCUUUGCCAGAUUUUCUCAUACAUAUUUUAAAAAUGAAAAAACUAAUAUGAAUGAUGUUACUAUGCAUUUAACCAAUGUAUCCAUACAAAAAAAUGCAGAAGGGUAUGAUGAUACAGUAGGAGGGAAAUGGUUUGUUAGAGAAUUGUUUUUAUAUAUGAUUAGUCGUUAUGGAUAUGAAAAUAUUACCAUAUUAAUUAAAAAUAUAGAAGAAUGUAUUAUUCAAUCUUUUCUAGCUGUUCAUAAAAUUAUAAUUAAUGAUAAACAUUGUUUCGAAUUAUAUGGAUUUGAUAUCCUUAUUGAUAAUAAUUUAAAACCAUGGUUAAUUGAAGUCAAUUCAUCUCCUUCCUUUUCUUCAAAUACGAAAGACGAUUAUACUCUGAAGUUUAAUUUGUUGGAUGAAUUGAUGACCCUCAUAAAUAUUGAAAAGUACGACAUCCCACAAAUUGAUAGAAUUGGAGAUUUUGAUUGUAUAUAUAGAAAUGGGGAAAAAAUACAAAAUCUGGAUCCCUACAAUUUUCAUUCACACUUAG
Molecule: messenger RNA, 533 nt
Organism: Plasmodium reichenowi
Lineage: Eukaryota; Apicomplexa; Aconoidasida; Haemosporida; Plasmodiidae
Product: tubulin--tyrosine ligase, putative
Exons: 1
Biological process (GO): microtubule cytoskeleton organization; protein polyglutamylation
Cellular component (GO): cilium
Molecular function (GO): ATP binding; tubulin binding; metal ion binding
Source: RefSeq, a predicted model, not a curated record